AUUGGUUUAUAAGCUCGCACUGAGACUAUGUGGAGAGUAGUGAUGUCGGAGGAGGUUGGGAAGAAACUGCAGGCGGUGGUGGACCGGGUAAAUCAAGCGGUUACCCGUCGCCCGAAGACGUUGCCAUGUAUAGCCCCUCGGCUGGUGGCGGUCAGUAAGACUAAACCUACAGAGAUGGUGGUGGAAGCUUACAAACACGGACAACGAAACUUUGGAGAGAACUAUGUGAAUGAACUUGUGGAGAAAGCCUCUCAUCCCCAGAUUUUGUCUUCAUGUCCUGAAAUAAAAUGGCAUUUCAUUGGUCACCUACAAAAGAAUAAUGUCAAUAAACUAUUGGGUGUUCCAAACCUGUAUAUGGUUGAAACAAUCGACUCAGUGAAACUGGCUGAAAAAGUAAACAGCUCGUGGCAAAAGUUGAGAGCCGACAACACGCACCGGUUAAAGAUUAUGGUUCAGAUCAACACCAGUGGAGAAGAAAGUAAACACGGCUUGCCACCUGAUGAGACUGUAAACACAGUGAAACACAUCGGAUCUCGGUGUCCUGCUCUUGACUUUGCUGGACUCAUGACGAUUGGCCGGUACGGUUAUGACCUCAGUGAAGGCCCCAACCCUGACUUCCAGAUGCUGCUGAAACGUCGUGAUGAAGUUUGUGAGAGUCUGAAGAUCCCAGUAGACCAGGUUGAGCUCAGUAUGGGCAUGUCCACUGACUUUGAACAUGCGAUUGAAGUGGGCUCCACCAACAUACGUGUCGGUAGCACUAUUUUCGGGACCCGAGAAUACCCAAACACUCCAAGUCCCAGUCCCGAGAAAAAGCCAAAGGUCGUAUGUGAGGAAGCAGCUAAAAAAAUGAACAGACUCACCAUCAAAGAGCAAUGAAUAAUGGAAAAAGGUUACUGAUAUUCAUCUUAGCUUUUAUACUGGACCUCUUGUGCAAUUCUCCCAAAUGACUGGGCCCACCAUUCACCAGUCAAGAGCCUUUGAGUCUUAACACUAUUGCUGCUGACCUGGUCUUCUGAGCUGAAAAAACUAGAAAGAUUUAUGGAAAGUCAAAUGUAAUAACUGGAAUACUAAAUUUACUUCCUGAAGGUGUUUUUUUUUUUAUUAUGGAAAGAUCUCCUUAAGUGUCCUCCACAACGUGUAGAUAUCUGGUAAAACCUCAAACAUACUUUCAAAUUUUAUUUUAGACAGAUACAGGGUCAGUUGAUGCUGUUUUGUUGUGCCAGUUGUAGUUUGCUUUGUGUUUAAUUAAUGUGAGGUAUCAUUUCAGUAAUUUGAGGUUAAAUGUUAUAAAUAAUAACCCAUUUUACAUCUAAUUAAAUUAACAAAUGUUUUACUUUUGUUCCUAGAAGUGUGUAGGUAUAUUUUAGUGUCUGUGUAUAGUUUUGUUUGUUCAGUUUGUGUAUGGUAACUCCCUCUCAGAAAGUUUGUGACAUCAUAAUUGUAAAUGACAUAAAUAGUACACUUAUAGUAUUGUUUAAUUAUCCACUUCUUGCUGUGAAAGAUAAGCCAUAUCUGGACUGAUGCGUGUGUGAUGUGUUUCUGUAAUUCAUAUAGUAUUCUCCAUAUCACUCUUAACACGUGUUGAAACUGAGCACUGAUCAACAGCCGCAUUGGUUUUAAUAUAUGGAACAGGAUAUAAAUAUCUACAAUGAGCCGAAGUGAUAAAACUGCAGAGAGAAACAUUUUUUUAUUGAGUCUUGGAAAAACUGAGCAUCUGAGGCCUUUUACUAUGCAAGGAGAGCGAUUGUAGGAUGCUUGUUCAGGAGUAAUUAAAUUUUAAUUUGUCUUUAAUUUGAUUAAUGCAGUGCUGUGUCAGACUUAAGGUUAUUAUUUGCAAUCACUUUAUCAUUUGUGGUCAAUUGUGAAGGCAAAGCAGAAAUUAUCAUCCUUUUUUUCAUUCAUAUGUUUUGUCAAAUAACAACAUAGUAGUAUCUUG
Molecule: messenger RNA, 1936 nt
Organism: Myxocyprinus asiaticus (Chinese sucker)
Lineage: Eukaryota; Metazoa; Chordata; Actinopteri; Cypriniformes; Catostomidae
Product: pyridoxal phosphate homeostasis protein-like
Exons: 8
Coding region: 28-876 (282 amino acids)
Cellular component (GO): intracellular anatomical structure
Molecular function (GO): pyridoxal phosphate binding
Source: RefSeq, a predicted model, not a curated record